Molecule: messenger RNA, 1455 nt
Organism: Pogona vitticeps (central bearded dragon)
Lineage: Eukaryota; Metazoa; Chordata; Lepidosauria; Squamata; Agamidae
Source: RefSeq, a predicted model, not a curated record
CCCCUGGUCUCAGAACUAAGAAUGAAACGGCGAGUAUCCGACAGAGGAGGUGGAGAAACCUCAGCCAAGGCGCUCUGCCCAGGAAUUUCCAGCAACAGCAGCACCAAGCGGGCCGGGCCUUUCAUCCUCGGGCCCCGCUUGGGGAACUCUCCGGUGCCGAGCAUUGUCCAGUGUUUGGCCAGAAAGGAUGGGACCGAUGACUUCUACCAGCUUAAGAUCCUCACUUUGGAGGACAGGCACGACAAAGGCACAGAAACCCAGGAGGAGCGUCAAGGCAAAAUGCUGCUUCACACGGAGUACUCCCUCCUCUCCCUGCUGCAGAACCAGGAUGGGGUGGUCCAUCACCAUGGCCUUUUCCAGGACCGAGCCUGUGAGCUUGUGGAAGACCUGGAGUCCAACCGCAUGGUCCGAAAGAUGAAGAAGCGCAUCUGCCUGGUGCUGGACUGUCUCUGCGCCCAUGACUUCAGCGACAAGACCGCCGACCUCAUCAACCUCCAGCACUACGUCAUCAAGGAGAAGCGCCUCAGCGAGCGGGAAACCGUGGUGAUCUUCUAUGACGUGGUGCGGAUAGUGGAAGCCUUGCACAAGAAGAACAUCGUGCACCGAGACCUGAAGCUGGGAAACAUGGUGCUGAACAAAAGGACCCACCGGAUCACCAUCACCAACUUCUGCCUGGGGAAGCACCUGGUGAGCGAAGACGACCUUCUGAAGGACCAGCGCGGCAGCCCCGCCUACAUCAGCCCCGACGUCCUCAGUGGUCGGCCGUACCGCGGGAAGCCCAGCGACAUGUGGGCCCUGGGGGUGGUGCUCUUCACCAAGCUGUACGGGCAGUUCCCCUUCUACGACAGCAUCCCGCAGGAGCUCUUCCGCAAGAUCAAGGCUGCCGAAUACACCAUCCCGGAAGAUGGCCGGGUGUCGGAAAACACGGUGUGCUUGAUCCGGAAGCUGUUGGUCUUGGACCCCCAGCAGCGCCUGACCGCCUCCGAAGUCCUCGACUCCCUCAGCUCCAUCAUUGCCUCGUGGCAGUCUCUGUCUUCACUGAGUGGGCCUUUGCAGGUCGUGCCAGAUAUAGAUGACCAAGUGGCCAAUCCAGAAAGUGCCCACGAGGCAAAGGUGACUGAGGAGUGUUCUCAGUAUGAAUUUGAGAACUACAUGAGGCAGCAGCUGUUGCUGGCAGAGGAAAAAAACACUCUCCACGAGGCCAAGGGCUUCCUCCAGAAGCGCCAGUUUGGGAACAUUCCCCCCGUGCGGCGCCUCGGCCACGACGCUCAGCCCAUGAACCCCCUCGACGCAGCGAUUCUUGCACAGCGCUACCUUCGGAAGUAGCUCCCCGAGCCUCCAAGAGACGCCCGCCGCCCGCCCGGCACGGGGCCGCCACCGCCCCCCAAUCAUGUAGCAAGUCUUUCCGGAUCUUCUGAGCCCCGAGGGGCCGCACCGGUUGCGCUCGGCCCCAGG